UCAACACUCAACAGCAGCAAAACUGCAAAAACAAUUUUGAUUUAAGACUCAUUUAAAUAACGAGCAAUACUUUUGAACGUGCAAUUUUUGGAAGUGAAACCAAUCGUUUUUGCAUCUUUUCUCGCAGAUAAGCUCCUGGAUUCGUUAAACGUGUAGUGACUGCUGUGCACCAAAUCCCGUUAUCCAACAUGUCGAAGAAAGGUGGCAAGUUGACCAAGGAAGAGGAGCUUCUGCUGCAGGAUUUCAGCCGCCAUGUCAGCGUGCGAUCAUCGGCCCUCUUCUACGGCAGCGGCUUCGUGGCGGCCUUGACGCCGAUCUGGCUCUUCUGGCGCAUCCACCACAUGGACCUCUCCGUGUACUGGAUCGCCUACAUUCUAGUCUCCCUGGGCAGUGCCUGGCUGAUCGCCUUCGCCUACAAGAACACCAAAUUCGGAUUGAAGCACCGGAUUGCGCUGAAGCGGGAGGAAGGCAUUUCGCGGGAUAUCAAUAAGCAGCUGCAGGACGACAAGAAGGUGACGAAGAAGGAGAAGGACGAGCGCAUUCUGUGGAAGAAGAACGAAAUCGCCGAUUACGAGGCCACAACAUAUUCGCUGUUUUAUAACAACCUGCUCUUUCUCUUCGUUACCGUUGUGCUGUCCUUUUUCGUGCUGCGCUCAGCGGCUCCUCUGGCAAACUACGGGCUGUCCACCCUCGGUGCGGCUGGACUGGUGGCACUGCUCUCCACCGGUUCCAAAUAGGUUCAGCGCGCAGAGGUAGCCAGUGUUCGCCUUUGUAUCUUUUACAAUGUUUCACUGUUUUAAUAUAAUUAAAAUUUUUCAGCAA
Molecule: messenger RNA, 822 nt
Organism: Paramacrobiotus metropolitanus
Lineage: Eukaryota; Metazoa; Tardigrada; Eutardigrada; Parachela; Macrobiotidae
Product: translocon-associated protein subunit gamma-like
Exons: 2
Coding region: 189-737 (182 amino acids)
Biological process (GO): SRP-dependent cotranslational protein targeting to membrane
Cellular component (GO): endoplasmic reticulum; membrane
Source: RefSeq, a predicted model, not a curated record